Messenger RNA from Amaranthus tricolor (Joseph's coat), 1608 nucleotides. RefSeq names its product protein JINGUBANG-like. The coding region runs from base 1 to 1425 and encodes 474 amino acids. Gene Ontology annotation, molecular function: protein binding. Lineage: Eukaryota; Viridiplantae; Streptophyta; Magnoliopsida; Caryophyllales; Amaranthaceae. The record is from RefSeq and is a predicted model, not a curated record. The transcript is spliced from 2 exons.
AUGCUUGAUAUUCAAACUUAUGUUUUUUUUGUUACCUCCUUUUACUUGUAUAGUCAAAUGAAUCACAAUAAAACCCUUUCUUGCUUAAUUAAUGAAGAAACUAAAGAUGAAUCUCCAAGCUUUCAUCAUUUUACAACCCAACUCCAUGAAAACCUUCCCCUAAAUUCUCAUCCAACCCACUUGGAUCCUCAAGCCUCACCAGUGCUACCUCAAAGCCCUGAAUCAUUAUGGUCUUAUUCCCCUCUACAAACCCCUUCCCAGCCUUCUCUUCUUUUCUGUUGCAUUUCCUCCUUACACCGCAAUGGAAAUAUUCAUUCCAUCGCGGUAUCAGAAGACCUUGUCUUCACUGGCUCGAACAGUCGUCGAGUCCAUGCAUGGCAAUCGCUGUCUAGCAACUGCCAUGCAAAAGGUUACAUACACGCAAACUCAGGCGAUGUUCGAGCCAUGGUGACCUAUUCUAAUUGGCUUUUCACCUCACACAAAGAUCACAAAAUUAGGGUUUGGAACAUUAGGUCUAAUAAUGGUAGUUUUAGGCCUAGAAAGGUCACUACCUUACCAUAUAAUCACCAUCUAAAAUCCCUCAUCUCUAAACAAACUACCCAACAACAUGAAGAAAUUAUAUCUUGUAUGGCUUAUUACCAUAUUGAAGGGAUAUUAUAUAGUGGAUCUUUUGAUAGAACCAUUAAAGCUUGGAGCAUAAAUGACAAGAAGUGUGUAGACACAUUUAUAGCUCAUGGAGGAAAUGUUAAUGACAUGGUAAUUAACCAACUAAAUGGCUACCUUUUUACUUGCUCUUCAGAUGGGACAAUAAAAAUAUGGUUAAGGGUUUAUGGGGAAACCUCUCAUACCCUUUUCAAGGUUCUUUGUUUUCUUGGAAACCCAAUUUAUGCUUUAGCUAUAAGCAUGUCUCAAUUACAAGAAAGUUUCUUGUAUUCAGGAUCUUCAGAUGGAUCUAUUAACUUUUGGGAGCAACAACUUUCUUAUAGAUACAGUCACGGAGGCGUUCUACAAGGGCACCAAUUUGGAGUCCUUUGCCUUGUAGUCCUUGAGAAUUUAGUCAUUAGUGGAUCUGAGGACUCAACAAUAAGGAUAUGGAAGAGACAAAAAAGAAGUUCAAACCAUGAUUGCCUUGCUGUUUUGGAAGGGCAUAGAGGGCCUAUUACAUGCUUGGCUGCUAGGGUGCAGCUUGAGGAUUUAAGUGCUAUGAGUUUUUUGGUCUAUAGUGGGAGCUUGGAUCAAACUUUUAAGGUAUGGAGAGUUAAAUUGUUGCAAGAAAUGAGGAAAUCACCUUUAAGAGAUGAAGAUAUGGAGGGUAAUGAAUCCAUCAAUGUGAUCCAGAAGAGUCCUGUAUUGUCUCCUCCAUGGGUGAAGAUGAAGAAGCAACUGCAUAGUUGUAGUGUCCAUAAGGACUAUAAGAUUGUCUGAUUCAGAGGUGGGACAAAAAUUGACAACUUCUUUGAAGAUUUCGUGCAAUUUUAAAAAGUAAGAUAUUUUGUUAACAACGUUGCAUCAUUAAACACUUAACAUAUGCUACGUAGUUUUAUAUUGAACGGUCAAAUGUGUUGAACAUGAUCAAAACCUCCCCAUAUGUCUAAUAUUAAGUUUAUG